AUGUCCCUAAUACUGCCUGAAGGCUAUGACAUUUACUUGAUAACUGAAAUCGGGGAAGAAUUGGACGCAGAAGAGAGCUUGGAGCUGCUGGACUUCUCACCGGAAAGUCUGUUCGAGGAAAUUCGCGCCAAGUCACGGAAAAUGAUCUUUUCGCUUGAUCCACGAAGGAAAAGACCAGUUGCGAAGUCGUUUGACACACGAGAAGCCUUUUCGACGUCUUCUUUCGCCUCCUCCAGAUCCGCCUUCACUCCGGUCAUCAGCACUAGCUCCAUCCCAGAGCCUUGCGUCGCUUUGACGUCUUCUGCCGCUUCUGAUUCUGCGACGAGCGCUCUGCGCGAAGUUUCCCAGAAAGUUCAGUCUUUUCCGUGCCCUUCAUCGCCAGAACUUUUCUAUCCAGGGACUCUUCACAAAACUAGUCAGGUACUUUCUAUUAAAAGUGUGUCUCUGUUAUUUUUUUCAUGUACAAAAAAGCUGCCAUACUCAAAAAAAAGAUAUGAACGAGAAAAAAAAUCAGACUUUUUGAUAGCUUCGAUUAUUUAAUAACCUUCAGAUAUUUUUCAGCACUAUGGUUCAAGAAACCCUCCUUCAACUCUUUUCUACACUUCUCUAUCAACGUCCUCGAGCUCAAAAUCAUCCUCUGAAAGUGACGAAUUUGAAGAAAAAGAUAGCCUACAAGAAUAUCCGCAAGUUCGGGAAAGACCCCUGGAAACGGAAGAGGAGCCUUGCUGCAGGAAAACCGUUGUAAGUUUCUCUCAAAUUCUUGGAAGUUCGAAUAUCGAAAGGUAUUUUGAAAAGAAGGAAGAGUGACAAGAGCGAAUUUCAGAAGGUGGGAUUGGGAGCGAACGCGAGAAGGUUGUACAUGAGGGAGUACAUGCCGGAGCAUGUGAUAGUUCUGCGGAGCAACAGCUCCAAGGAGCGGAUGGUGAACGUCUUGAGAGAAAUGUUCCCGCAUAUCCGCGGCUACGUUUCCGUCAUGGUGAGUAUCCCGCUUUUGUAAAAAUGAAGAUGUUUUUCAGCGUCUUCACAAUGUGAAAAGCAGAUAA
Messenger RNA from Caenorhabditis auriculariae, 1043 nucleotides. Lineage: Eukaryota; Metazoa; Nematoda; Chromadorea; Rhabditida; Rhabditidae. The record is from the annotation of a GenBank genome assembly.